This is a messenger RNA of Symbiodinium natans, 924 nucleotides long. NCBI's taxonomy places the organism in Eukaryota, Dinophyceae, Suessiales, Symbiodiniaceae. The record is from the annotation of a GenBank genome assembly.
AUGGUCGAUGUUGAGUAUUAUACUUUCCGAGAUUCUGAGAGCCCCAUUGUGGUGCUUUGCGGGUUUGGCGGCUCUCAUCUCGACGAUCUGCAACCUGCUAUCGAGCACUGGACCCAAGCUGGCGCCGCCGUACUGGCUUUCGGCCCCGCCAGGGUUGGCCGGGACGACAUGCUGGACUUGAUUUUUGAGAAGCUCAUUUCCGUGCUGGAAGAUCGCCCGGUGAUUCUCCACUUCUUCAGUGAUGGUGGCUUCGGGAUGGCCCGGUCACUCCUGGGAAAGUGGGACAACAGCUGGCAGAAGGGCGAUGUGCGCCAAGCUCCGGCCGAGUCCAUCAAGUGCAUGAUCUCUGAUGGCGCCGGCCUGCUCCUUCACGAGAUCAUCUCGGUGGAUGAAGACAGCAAGGAUGACUCUGAACCAACCGGCCCGUCGAGAUCCGAUUCUGACGCGGACAAAUCGACAACCGACAAUGCCCUCGCCUUCUUUACGGGCUGCGGCUUGAACAUGCUGAUGACCUUUGGGGCCUGCCAGGCAUUCCAUGAGGAGCCGGCCAACUCCUUCGGAAAGACGCUGAUCGCCGCGGCCAACGCCCGCAAGCUGGGAGGGGAGCUGGCCAGCGCGCCCCGUGGGCCGAUGCUGUCAAUCUGGCGCCUCCUCCGCGAGAUCCCGACUCUGAUCGUGGCUUCGCGGAGUGACAAGGUGGUUCCCCUGGAAAGAUCCCAGAAUAUGGCCAAGUGGCUGCGCGAGCUCCCGAACCGGGUGCUGGCGCAGGCGGAACGUUGGCGGGAUGCCACAAUUCUGGGGCCCGACGGAACUGCCGUGCGCACACUGACUCUCGAGAAGGCUUUGCACUGCAGAGGCAUGGUCAGCCAUGCAGCCGAGUACUGGGAGGCGGUUGAUGGCUUGGUGACGUCCUGCCUGCCGUGA